Messenger RNA from Lottia gigantea (owl limpet), 1128 nucleotides. RefSeq lists its product as hypothetical. Bases 1 to 1128 code for a protein of 375 amino acids. Lineage: Eukaryota; Metazoa; Mollusca; Gastropoda; Lottiidae. Gene Ontology annotation, molecular function: GTPase activity; G-protein beta/gamma-subunit complex binding; G protein-coupled receptor binding. Gene Ontology annotation, cellular component: heterotrimeric G-protein complex. The transcript has 11 exons. Gene Ontology annotation, biological process: adenylate cyclase-activating dopamine receptor signaling pathway; sensory perception of chemical stimulus. The record is from RefSeq and is a predicted model, not a curated record.
AUGGGGUGCUUUCGGCGGAAAGAAGAUGAGGACGAAAAGGUGCGAAAAGAAGCGAAUAAAAGGAUAGAAAAACAAUUACAAAAGGAUAAACAGUUAUACCGAGCAACGCACCGUCUUUUAUUAUUAGGUGCUGGAGAAUCGGGCAAAUCGACUAUAGUCAAACAAAUGAGGAUUUUACAUGUUAAUGGAUUCGGUCCUGAUGAGAGAAAACAGAAAAUAGAAGACAUCAAACGGAAUAUAAAAGAUGCAAUUUUGACAAUUACAGGUGCUAUGAGCACAUUAAACCCACCAGCUACAUUAGAGAAUCCUGAUAACCAAUUUAGAGUGGAUUACAUACAAGAUGUAGCCAGUCAACCAGAUUUUGACUAUCCCCCAGAAUUCUAUGAACAUACAGAAAUAUUAUGGAAAGAUAAAGGUGUGCAGGGAUGUUUUGAACGAUCUAAUGAAUAUCAACUUAUUGAUUGUGCACAGUAUUUCUUAGACCGAGUACAUAUAGUAAAAGAGUCAGAUUACACGCCAACAGAACAGGAUAUUUUGCGAUGUCGUGUGUUAACAUCAGGUAUAUUUGAAACAAGGUUUACAGUGGAUAAAGUUAAUUUUCAUAUGUUUGAUGUUGGAGGACAGAGAGAUGAACGUAGAAAAUGGAUCCAAUGUUUUAAUGAUGUGACAGCCAUUAUCUUUGUUACUGCAUGUAGUGGCUAUAAUUUAGUGUUACGAGAAGACCCUAGCCAAAACCGACUUCGUGAAUCUUUAGAUCUAUUUCGAAGUAUCUGGAAUAACAGAUGGCUUCGUACUAUUUCUGUUAUAUUGUUUCUUAAUAAGCAAGAUUUAUUAGCACAAAAAGUUAUGGGUGGUAGAUCUAGGAUAGAAGAUUAUUUUCCUGAUUAUGUCCGGUAUCAAACGCCCUUUGAUGCUGUCAGUGAGGUAGGAGAUGACCCUGAAGUUGUUCGUGCCAAGUAUUUUAUUAGAGAUGAGUUUCUGAGAAUAAGUACAGCUAGUGGAGAAGGUCGUCAUUAUUGCUACCCUCAUUUCACAUGUGCUGUAGAUACAGAAAAUAUUCGGCGUGUUUUCAACGAUUGCCGAGAUAUCAUUCAGAGAAUGCAUCUUCGACAAUAUGAACUUCUGUGA